CCCGCUCCCGCUCCCGCUCCAGCUCCAGCUUCAGCGCCGAACUCGUCAGCUCCAACAUUAGCAUCAGCAUCAGCAUCUGCAUCUGCAUCUGCUCCGACAGCAGCGCCAGCGCCAGCGCCAGCUUCGGCCUCGGCUGCAGCUACUCCCACUGCUGCUGCUGCUGCUGCUGCUGCGCAACGCAGCAGCACCCUCCUCGAACCCGAUCCGUCGCAUGACCUCCUCGUCGCUGCUUUUCGAAAGACAUCGCCAGGUCUUGCUGCUCGCUUGAAGGCUCUGGGCCUCGGAGCGGCAAGCAAGAGAGCUACCAUCAGCUCCCAGCCCGUUGACAUCGGUCGCCUUGACGAAGAACACCUCCGCCAGCUCGACGAGAAACACCAGGCGGGUUCCGUCAGCGCCGUCAUCUCUCGGCGCGGUCGCCCCUGGAAAGGCGCCGGUGCCCCCCCUCCCAACCACUACAGAUCAACCAGCCAGUCGGACGUCUCCAUGUCCCCCGGAUCCACGGAUAUUGACCAACUGCCCGAGCUUCAGGUGUCGCAAUCACCGCCAAACAUGGAUACGCAAAAGUACCGCCUGCCCGACCACAUCAACGGCAAUGGGACCAAGGUCACUCUGGAUACUCGACGCGAACAUCUGGAGCGCAUCACGCGUCCGCCGUCGCCCAAGGAGUAUCCGCCUUUGCCCUCCUCUCCUCCCGAAGCCUCACUCUCGAAUUCGCCUAUGCAGUCCCUGUCCUAUUCUCCUUCCUACUCCCCAUCCCCGCCAACUCCCCCUCCGAAGGAAUCACCACCCGUCGAGAUCACACCACCUGUCGACGUCACGCCGCCUGAGGUCAUCACUUUCAACCACUUUGAGCCAGAGAUGAGCUCCUACUUCACCCAGGGCCACAAUCGGCCCGGGUCCAUCUAUACGCUUUCCCGGGCGUCGUUUGCUAACCAGCUUGCUCAACUCAACAUGCUCGGCAUUCCCGAUGCCGAAGCUCUCUCCAGCAAAGUGUCGGCCAUCCCUACAGCUCCGGUGGCCUCCAAAGCCCUCAUCAAUGCCGCCGAGCAGAUCCGGAGCUGGAUUUCAAAGGCCCUGGAUGUCGUCACUGGGUUGGACAGCGAGGACGACGUCGAGUGGGCUGCUGCCGGUGGCCGUGAAGGCCUGGAGGAGGUCGAGAACGCCAUCGCCCGCUUCGAGCAUCUCAUCAACGCCUAUGUUAACGCCAUCGACGAGCUGCAGAACCGACCUGAUAUCGCGACCGUCUCAACUGAUGACCUCAACCGCGCCGUUGCCCAGAUGGAGGCCAUAGCCGAAGAAUGGGGUCGCAUCAAGCACACUCUGCAAAAUGUGCGCAACCAGGUCGAACUUGCCAUGGAGUGGGAGGAGCUGUGGAACAGCGUAUUGGGCGACAUACAGACCGAGUUGGACGAGCUCGGCAGGCUUGUUUUUGAGAUGGAAGAGCGCCGCCACAAGAGCCUCGCUGUCGCUGCAAGCGGCGACAACGUCGACAUUGGAGACCUGGAGACUAUUGUCGAAGACAACCCUCUGUCGGCUGCGCGGCUGCAACCCUCGAACCGCUUCAGCCUGGCGCUGCCAAUGAGCCCCAACUCGGGAGGAACAUCGACCUUGUCCCAGGACGACUCGAGCUUACUCGCCCUCUUCGCGAGGAUGCAGCCUCUACGGGCUUCGCUGGACUUUUUGCCCAUGAGAUUGUCCAGCUUUGAAGCGAGGGCCAAGGACGCAUUCCCCACCGCCUGUGAUGAGUUGGAAAUGCGCCACGAGGCCCUAGACGGGAGCUACCACAAGCUGGAGAAGGACGCCGAGUCUCUGCGUAAGGAGCUUGGAGAGGACAGAUGGGUCAUUGUGUUCCGUGGCGCCGGACGCCAGGCUCAGAAGAUGCACGAGUCCGUCGAGCGGUCUCUCAUGAAGUUGAGAGAGGCCAUUGACGCCGGCAUGCAUCUGACGAACCAGCCCGCCAUUGCCAAGAAGAUUGAGAGCUACGAGGCCAAAAAGACGCACUACGGCCCUGCCAUCGAACGCGUCCUCGCCAUCAUCGACAAGGGCGUCAAGGAUCGCUUGACCGUCAACGGCGAGAUCUUGCGUCUGCACGCGGAGAUGCAGACACGGUGGGAAACGCUCAAGGCUGACAUGGCAGAGAUGGACCUUGUUCUCGAGGACAUUUACGCGGAACGAAAGAGCCAGCAACUGCGCGACUCCAUUUCCAGCAUGCUCUCCAACGAUAGGUCGACCAGUGGCAGCGGCAUGGAAACCCCGGGCAGCUCUCCGCCCUCAUCAGUCAUCAUGUCGUCGUUUGGCCGCGAUCCGCGCACGCCCGCGCGGAAACACACCAACCAGCUGCGAUCCCCCAACGCAAGCUCCUCCAGCGUCCGGUCGACUUCGACCAACCGGCGGGACUCGUCUCUCCCUGCUCCUGUCUCGAGGCUUUCCAAGAAGCCCGGAAACAGGCAGUCUUACUACCCCCCUUCUGCCUCGUCCUCGACCCUUCGCCCUGCCUCGACCAUGGGGCAGCGCCCUCGAUGGAACUCGUCGUCCCACGCCCUGGACGCUGAGCAAGGCCGCAGCCCACAUCGAACGCCUGUGCCCCAGAGGUCGACGACUUCCGUCACGCCCAGCUCGACAUCAAAGCUCCCCACCCCUCGAAGCUCCCUCACUCGCACCGGUGCAGAAUCCCCCAUGAGCGACGCGUUUCCCAGGUCGUGGUCUAGGAACGGGCACUCGCGGCUCUCGUUCCGUGAGCGCCUCACAUCCCCUGGGCCUUACUCUCAGACCAACCUGGCAAAGCAACAGCCAGCUCGCCGUUCCAACGUACUUCCAACUUCUUCAAACUUGACCCUUGACAACCUAAACACUCGUCCCAACAGCUCUAUGGCGACGUCUCGCCGCAGCAGCUUGUUGCCCACGCCAAGGGGCAGGCCAGAAUCAGCAGCCCGUGGAACGAGCCCCCUUCCCAUCUUCAGCCGGUUUAGUUCCCGCAAGUACAGUGACAACUCUCCCGAACCAAAGGAUCUCAAGCCCAGGUGGCGAUUCUGA
Molecule: messenger RNA, 3033 nt
Organism: Trichoderma reesei QM6a
Lineage: Eukaryota; Fungi; Ascomycota; Sordariomycetes; Hypocreales; Hypocreaceae
Exons: 2
Biological process (GO): establishment of spindle localization; mitotic spindle orientation checkpoint signaling; nuclear migration along microtubule
Cellular component (GO): mating projection tip; cell cortex; spindle pole body
Source: RefSeq, a predicted model, not a curated record